GAAAGGAAUUGUUUACAACCUGUAAGCAUUCGAAAACAUUUGAAUCAAACGCCAGCAGAAUGGCCACGGAGGAGCACCAACGCCUGGCCAGCAUAGUGAAGAGCUGUCACGAGAGCUUGCGCCAACUGACGAAAGAGCAUGGCGCCAAGGCGGCCUGGCAGGAGCACACGAGCCCGAGGAAUGCCAAGCGGCUGGCAGAAUACGCCAAGGCCAUGAGACAACUGGCGGCCAUAUGGGAGACCAACGAGGGGAAUGUGGAGCUCCAGGCACGGAGCCGCAUCAAAUGGGCCAUCGACUACAUCACCAAGUACUUCUUCACCGAGGGAAUCUACCUGCAGAAGCGGCAGCGGGAGCAGCGUCUCCUGGAAUCCUACAGAGACGAGGGCCAACUGGGCGAGGUGGAGUGUCGACUGAUGGAGGAGCCACCGGACAGGCUGCAUGUCCUGGAUGUGGGCAGCUGCUUUAACCCCUUUUCCAGUGCUCCGCACCUGGAGGUCACCGCUCUGGAUCUUUGCCCCGCCACUGAAGAUGUGCUGCAGGCGGAUUUCCUCAAGGUGGAAGUGGUGCCCGGCAUAGAAGAACCUGCUCUGGAGGCGGGCAGCGUGAAGAGGCUCCCAGCAAACCACUACGAGUGCGUCAUCUUCAGCUUGCUUUUGGAGUACAUGCCCAGCGCGGAGCAAAGGCUGCAGUGCUGCCUCAAGGCCUACGAUCUGCUCCUGCCCGAGGGCAUUCUAGUGCUUAUCACACCAGACUCCCAGCACGUGGGCAAGAACGCACACCUUAUGAAGAACUGGCGCUACUCCCUGGCCAGGAUCGGCCUGCUGCGUGUGCGCUUCGAGAAGCUACCGCACAUAUCGUGCAUGGUUUUCCGCAAGGCCAUCAGCCGGGAGCUCUCCCAGCAUUGGGCGAGCAUUCACCGGGAGGAGGGCAUGUGCGAGGAAAUCCGGAUACCGCAGGACGAUAGCUAGAUAAGAUACAAGCCUCAUAAAUCGAUGUAAAUACGUCCAUGUCUACUUGUUUAUGGCUUAACUUAUCUGUGUUAAGUGCGAGUUAAUAAUAAUGUUUGACGAUUUAUCUACUA
Molecule: messenger RNA, 1081 nt
Organism: Drosophila subpulchrella
Lineage: Eukaryota; Metazoa; Arthropoda; Insecta; Diptera; Drosophilidae
Gene: Samtor
Product: S-adenosylmethionine sensor upstream of mTORC1
Exons: 1
Coding region: 60-968 (302 amino acids)
Biological process (GO): negative regulation of TORC1 signaling
Source: RefSeq, a predicted model, not a curated record